CAUUCGGUGCAUGUUUUACUGAAUGGAGUGGAAUCCAUACACGCAGUGAAGAGACGGUGAACUUCUGACCGACUUCAAACAGACCAAAGCUUCAAUCGGCCGAGGAUUCAAAUCUCAGUAAGAGAAAAAAGAUGCUGCGGGGGCUGUUCAGUCGGCGCAGGCUGAAGCACGAGCGACUGGAGGAGGAUGUGGAGGUGCGGUUCAAAGGGAAGCUGGUGUCGGAGAGAGAGCUGGACUACACGUUCGUGCGGCCAGGAGGCUCCAACUAUUCCAGUCCGUCGUUGGCUCCAGUCCCCAGUCUGAAUGAGGACGAGCGUGUGGGGGGCGGGGGUGGGGUGCUGGGUCUUGCACCUGAACACAUUCCCACCCCUGGCGCCCCCCUCAGCUGGCAGGCAGCCAUCGACGCGGCACGGCAGGCCAAGCUGAUGGGCACCACCGGAGCCCCGAUCUCCACUGCGAGCUCCACGCAGCGCAAACGCCAGCACUACACCAAACCCAAGAAACAGGCCAGCACUGCUUCCACGCGCCCACCCCGAGCCCUUCUCUGCCUAACUCUUAAAAACCCCAUCCGCAGGGCGUGCAUCAGUAUCGUGGAAUGGAAACCGUUUGAAAUCAUAAUUUUGAUGACUAUUUUUGCAAACUGUGUGGCCUUAGCUGUCUACAUCCCUUUCCCCGAGGACGAUUCCAACGCAACCAACUCAAACCUGGAACGGGUGGAGUAUCUCUUUCUGAUCAUUUUUACGGUGGAAGCAUUUCUGAAAGUUAUUGCAUAUGGGCUCCUGUGUCACCCUAAUGCGUACCUGCGGAACGGCUGGAACUUGUUGGAUUUCAUCAUCGUGGUGGUUGGGCUCUUCAGUGCAAUAUUAGAGCAGGCCACUAAAGGGGAUGGUGGGACUUCAAUGGGAGGCAAGGCUGCAGGGUUUGAUGUAAAAGCCCUGCGAGCCUUUAGAGUGUUAAGACCUCUGAGACUCGUAUCUGGAGUACCUAGUUUACAGGUGGUGCUGAACUCCAUCAUUAAAGCCAUGGUUCCCCUCCUGCACAUCGCUCUGCUCGUUCUGUUCGUCAUCAUCAUUUAUGCCAUCAUUGGCCUCGAGCUGUUCAUGGGCAAGAUGCACAGAACCUGUUUUUUCUCCAAAGAUGGAAACAAAAGUCCUAUAUCUGAAGAGAAGCCGGCCCCCUGCGCCCCAAACUAUGCCCAUGGACGACAUUGCACCCCGGCCAACGUAACGCAGUGCCUGAUGGGAUGGGCGGGCCCAAAUGAUGGAAUCACGAACUUUGAUAACUUUGCAUUUGCAAUGCUGACUGUGUUUCAAUGCAUCACAAUGGAGGGCUGGACUGACGUCCUGUACUGGAUGCAGGAUGCCAUGGGUUAUGAGCUUCCGUGGGUCUAUUUUGUCAGUCUGGUCAUCUUUGGAUCCUUUUUCGUUCUAAAUCUGGUUCUGGGUGUGUUGAGCGGAGAGUUCUCUAAAGAGCGAGAAAAGGCCAAAGCUCGCGGCGAUUUCCAGAAGCUCCGUGAGAAGCAGCAGCUGGAGGAGGAUCUAAAGGGCUACCUGGACUGGAUCACACAGGCGGAGGAUAUCGACCCUGAGAACGACGACGAGGGACUGGAUGACGACAAGCCUAGAAAUCUGAGUAUGCCGGCCAGUGAAAAUGAGUCAGUGAACACUGAUAAUGCUCCAGCUGGAGACAUGGAGGGAGAGACCUGCUGUACUCGCAUGGCAAAUAGGAUCUCCAAAUCCAAAUUCAGUCGAUAUUCACGCCGAUGGAAUCGGUUAUGUAGGCGCACGUGCCGUGCAGCAGUGAAGUCAAAUGUGUUCUACUGGCUGGUGAUUUUCCUGGUAUUUUUGAACACACUUACUAUUGCCUCUGAGCACCACCAGCAGCCAGAAUGGCUCACCAAUGUGCAAGAAAUCGCCAAUAAGGUGUUGCUGGCUCUUUUUACUGGUGAGAUGCUGCUGAAGAUGUACAGUCUGGGCCUACAGGCCUAUUUCGUCUCCCUUUUUAACCGCUUUGACAGUUUUGUGGUGUGCGGUGGAAUUCUGGAGACUAUCCUGGUGGAAAUCAAGAUCAUGUCACCCCUCGGCAUCUCUGUGCUGCGCUGUGUGCGUCUGCUCCGCAUCUUCAAGAUCACCAGGUACUGGAACUCUCUCAGUAAUCUGGUGGCAUCUCUGCUGAACUCGGUACGUUCUAUCGCGUCCCUGCUUCUGCUGCUCUUCCUGUUCAUCAUCAUCUUCAGUCUGCUCGGAAUGCAGCUCUUUGGUGGCAAGUUCAACUUUGAUGAGACGCGCCGCAGCACCUUCGAUAACUUCCCCCAGUCUCUCCUCACCGUCUUUCAGAUUUUGACCGGAGAGGACUGGAACUCUGUGAUCUUCAUCUGUGGAAACUGUAUCUUUUCUUCUGUUGUGUGCAUCUACUUCAUCAUCCUCUUCAUCUACAUCCUUCUGAAUGUCUUCUUGGCCAUUGCCGUAGACAACCUGGCAGAUGCCGAGAGUCUGACAUCAGCGCAGAAAGAGGAAGAGGAGGAGAAAGAGAGGAAGAAGCUGGCCAGAACGGUCAGUCCAGAGAAGCGUCAGGACUCUGAGAAACCACCUCUGGAGGAAGAAAAGAAAGAGGAAAAGAUUGAACUAAAAUCCAUCACUUCUGAUGGAGAGACGCCAACUGCCACUAAGAUCAACAUCGAUGAGUACACAGGGGAGGAGAAUGAGGAGAAGAAUCCAUAUCCUGUGAACGAUUUCCCAGCAGGAGAGGAGGACGAUGAGGAGCCAGAGAUGCCAGUAGGUCCUCGUCCCCGUCCACUCUCCGACAUUCAGCUGAAGGAGAAAGCUGUCCCCAUGCCAGAAGCCAAAGCUUUCUUUAUUUUCAGCCCCACUAACAAGUUCAGGGUUUUGUGUCAUAAGAUUGUAAACCACAACAUCUUCACCAAUUUAAUCCUGUUCUUUAUACUGCUGAGCAGUAUUUCACUGGCAGCGGAGGACCCAGUGAAUAAUGACUCAUUCAGGAAUCAGAUUCUAGGCUAUGCAGAUUAUGUGUUUACAGGAAUCUUCACCAUAGAGAUCAUAUUAAAGAUGACAGCGUAUGGAGCAUUCCUACAUAAGGGUUCAUUUUGUCGGAAUUAUUUUAAUAUUUUGGAUCUGGUGGUGGUCAGUGUGUCUCUGAUCUCCUCUGGAAUUCAGUCAAGUGCCAUUAAUGUAGUGAAGAUUCUCAGAGUGCUGAGGGUGUUGAGGCCCCUGAGAGCAAUCAACAGAGCCAAGGGCCUCAAACAUGUGGUCCAGUGUGUGUUUGUAGCCAUCCGUACCAUCGGGAACAUCGUCAUCGUCACCACUUUGCUGCAGUUCAUGUUUGCCUGUAUUGGUGUUCAGCUUUUCAAGGGCAAAUUCUUCUACUGCACAGACACCUCUAAACAGACACAGGCCGAAUGCCGGGGGUCCUAUAUAUUAUACAAAGACGGGAAUGUUGGGAAGCCAGAGAAAGCACAGCGUUCAUGGGAGAACAGUGACUUCAACUUUGAUAAUGUCCUGCAGGGCAUGAUGGCUCUGUUUGCCGUGUCCACUUUUGAGGGUUGGCCAGGGCUCCUCUACAGAGCCAUUGACUCCCAUACAGAGGAUGUUGGCCCAAUCUACAACUACCGUGUGAUCAUCUCUAUAUUCUUCAUCAUCUACAUCAUCAUCAUCGCCUUCUUCAUGAUGAACGCACUGUCAUAAACUGCACUGCAGAUGCUUCACUAGCAGGGAGAGCAAGAGUACAAAAACUGUGAGCUGGACAAGAACCAGCGCCAGUGUGUGGAAUAUGCCCUGAAGGCCCGUCCCCUGCGCAGGUACAUCCCUAAGAACCCGUAUCAGUACAAGGUGUGGUACGUGGUGAACUCCACCUACUUUGAGUACCUGAUGUUCACCCUCAUCCUUCUCAACACCAUCUGCCUGGCAAUGCAGCAUCAUGGCCAAUCUCAGUCCUUCAGCAAAGCCAUGAAUAUCCUCAAUAUGUUAUUCACCGGCCUCUUCACUGUGGAAAUGAUCCUCAAACUCAUCGCCUUCAAACCCAGGGGUUACUUUAGUGACCCCUGGAAUGUUUUUGACUUCCUCAUCGUAAUUGGCAGCAUUAUAGACGUCAUUCUGAGUGAGAUCAACCCAGCUGACCCCUCUUCCUCUCCCCCCUCCUCUGUGGUAAGACCAAUGGGCCUCCAAAACACUGAAGAUAACGCCAGGAUUUCAAUCACGUUCUUUCGGCUGUUCCGCGUGAUGAGGCUGGUGAAGCUUCUGUCUCGGGGGGAGGGCAUUCGGACGCUGCUCUGGACCUUCAUUAAAUCCUUUCAGGCUCUUCCCUAUGUUGCUUUGCUGAUCGUAAUGCUGUUCUUCAUCUACGCCGUCAUUGGGAUGCAGAUGUUUGGUAAGAUUGCCCUGAGGGACCAAAGCCAGAUCAACCGAAACAACAACUUUCAGACGUUUCCUCAGGCUGUUCUGCUGCUCUUCAGGUGUGCUACAGGGGAGGCAUGGCAGGAAAUCAUGCUGGCCUGUUCCCCGAACCGCCCAUGUGAGAAGGGGUCAGAGGUCGGCCAUUCCAGUGAAGUCUGUGGCAGCCACUUUGCCAUCAUCUACUUUGUUAGCUUUUAUAUGCUUUGCGCCUUCCUGAUCAUUAACCUCUUUGUGGCCGUCAUCAUGGACAACUUUGACUAUUUAACACGUGAUUGGUCGAUACUGGGGCCGCAUCACCUAGAUGAGUUUAAGAGGAUAUGGGCAGAAUACGAUCCUGAGGCCAAGGGUCGGAUAAAGCACCUGGAUGUGGUGACGUUACUGCGCAGGAUUCAGCCUCCCCUUGGAUUUGGAAAGCUUUGUCCACAUAGAGUGGCAUGCAAGCGGCUUGUGUCCAUGAACAUGCCUCUCAAUAGUGACGGGACGGUGAUGUUCAACGCAACUCUCUUUGCUCUAGUACGAACAGCUCUACGCAUCAAAACUGAAGGUAACUUGGAGCAAGCAAAUGAGGAACUCCGAGCUAUUGUGAAGAAGAUCUGGAAGAGGACAAGCAUGAAGCUGCUGGAUCAAGUUGUUCCCCCUGCUGGAGAUGAUGAAGUAACCGUUGGGAAGUUCUAUGCCACAUUCCUGAUUCAGGAAUACUUCAGGAAAUUUAAGAAGCGCAAGGAACAGGGCCUGGUGGCCAAAAUUGCCCCAAAGACUGCUCUUUCACUGCAGGCUGGCCUGCGCACACUGCAUGAUAUGGGUCCUGAGAUCAGAAGAGCGAUAUCAGGAGACCUGACUGUGGAGGAGGAGCUGGAGAGAGCCAUGAAGGAAACCGUGUGUGCUGCUUCUGAGGAUGAUAUCUUCAGGGUAAAACGGUCUGGCGGCCUCUUCGGUAACCACGUCAACUACUACCACCAGAGUGAUGGCCACGCCUCCUUCCCACAGUCCUUCACAACACAGCGGCCAUUGCACAUCAGUAAAUCCGGGAGUCCCGGCGAGGCAGAAUCUCCCUCUCAUCAGAAGCUCGUCGACUCCACCUUCACUCCGAGCAGUUACUCUUCCUCAGGAUCCAACGCAAACAUCAACAACGCCAACAACACAGCCAUUGGACACCGGUACCCCAAACCUACCGUCAGCACAGUGGACGGACACACGGGGCCGCCCCUCACCACCGUCCCACUACCACGGCCCACAUGGUGCUUUCCUAACAAGAGGAGCUGUUUCUAUGACACUUUCAUGCGAUCUGAUUCCAGUGACAGUCGUCUCCCUAUAAUACGGCGAGAGGAAGCAUCUACAGAUGAGACGUACGAUGAAACAUUUCUAGAUGAGAGAGAUCAGACCAUGCUCUCAAUGGACAUGCUGGAAUUUCAGGAUGAAGAGAGCAAGCAAUUGGCUCCGAUGGAGGAGGCAGAUGUAGGGGAAGAGAGGAAGCCGUGGCAGUCUCCACGAAGACGGGCAUUCCUCUGCCCCACUGCACUGGGUCGACGGUCUUCCUUUCACAUAGAAUGUCUCCGAAAACAUAACAGACCUGAUGUUUCUCAGAAAACAGCACUACCACUGCAUCUAGUGCAUCAUCAGGCUUUGGCUGUGGCAGGGUUGAGUCCCUUGCUGAGACGGAGUCAUUCUCCGACGCUGUUCACACGUCUGUGCUCCACACCUCCUGCGAGUCCCAGUGGCCGCGGCGGGGGAGGGCCGUGCUACCAGCCCGUUCCGUCCCUGCGGCUGGAGGGCAGCGGAUCUUACGAGAAACUCAACAGCAGCAUGCCGUCUGUGAACUGCAGCUCGUGGUACAGCGACAGUAACGGCAACCACAGCAGGAGUGUGCAGAGGACGCAGCGACCCGUGUCCCUCAUAGUUCCUCCGGUCACACGCAGAGACUCCACAUCCCUGUCACACGGGAGCGCCGGCAGCCUCGUGGAAGCCGUGUUGAUAUCCGAGGGUUUGGGUCGCUAUGCACAGGAUCCCUCCUUCAUCCAGGUAGCGAAGCAGGAACUAGCGGAUGCCUGCGACAUGACCAUGGAGGAGAUGGAGAACGCCGCCGACAACAUUCUCAAUGCCAACGCACCGCCCAACGCCAAUGGAAACCUGCUACCCUUCAUACAGUGCAGAGACACUGGCUCGCAGGAGUCCCGUUGCAGCCAUGUGCUGGGCCUCUCGACCACCACAGGCUCCGACGAGCUGCUGGGGGCGGACCUAGAGCGCUCUGAGGGGGCGGGGCAGCGGAACAGCACUCUGAUGGAGGACGAGGACAUGGAGUGCGUGACCAGUUUGUAGGGGGAACAGCAGCAGCAACGGAGGACUUCCUGUGUCUUAGCCCAGCUCUCUCUGAGGACACUGCUGUCCUGCAGUCUGACCCGUCUGUUGCGUGUACCUACCGUAGGGGUUUAAGGCCAUUCUGCUUAGCUGAGACCAAGUUGGUUUUUAGUUCGUCCGUGUGUUUGCGAGAGCACGAGCGAGUAGGCGUGUGUACAUGUUUGUGUGUGCGUGUUUCUAAAGUGCCUCACAGUUCUCACAACCUUGAUUGCAGUAAGGAAACGAAACCCUGACUGAGCAGGGAAUGAAGGGAAAAGAUGCGCUGUUGUUGCUCAAGCAGUGGGAGUUUGCGCUGACCUGUGUGUGGCGGUAGGGCUCGACAGCCGCAGCAUCGGUGUGAACGCUCUGUGCCGAGCAGGUGGAUCUUGAGGGCCACAUCGGGUAUUUGCUGCCUGGGGGCCGUCACGGGUUCGAGAGAUGUUCAGAGGGGACACAUUGGAGCGGCUCUCUUUCCUUUCCAUCCAUCCGUUCAUCCGUUCAUGAGGAGAAGUGUUGUCUGCAAGCUCCCUCACGUCAUCCUUCUCCUUCACGGCUUUCUUUUGUGUUCAGUUGAUGAUUUUUGCUGCUUUUUUUGGAUUUGAUUUCUCUAGUUAAGCCUGCACAUAGCUUUUCCUUUUCUCAGCGGAAGACUGAACUCUCUGAAUUGAUCUUUCUUGUGUACCGUUACGGCUUUCAGGUAACUGCUAGCUGUGCAAGGUACGGGUCAUUGCAUCAGUGGCCUUUUAUUCCAGAUCUGCUUCAGGUUUUAUUUCCUUUUUUAUUUUCCAGCAUUUAGUGUUUAUAAUGUUGUUUGCACACAGAUGGAUGCUGUUUUUUUUCUUAAAUUAUUAUAAUUAUUAUUAUUGAAGGCGUUUAAGAUGUUUAUGCCAGAUGCAGUGUUGUGAAUCUAAUGCCUCUUACAGACACACACAAAAAAUAAUUAUUUAUUUAUUUAUUUCUGUCAGAGGUGAAGCGUGUUCCGCCGGGGGUUCGGUCUCUCUCACAAUGUUUAUUGGUAGCUCACAAGCUGUAAAUGAGCACUGUCACUCACCUGGACGCAGGUAGCACUGACAGCUCUCAUGGCUGCUGUUGGAUCGGACUCACGUUUGCUCUGAAACUACUGACGUUUCUUCACUGCUGAUCUCCAGAAACAUUCAGCCGACAGCUGCGAUUCUGUCACGAUCCCACCUGCUCGACACAGGAAACAGCAGAUCUUCGGAAGGUCAGUAAAGGUGCACUUUGAGGAGAGGAAGGGUGGAGUAUUCAGGGAUGUCUGGGUAGCGCAUCAUUAAAAAAACAACAACUCUAAUGUAGUUCACACAGGGCUAAAUAUAUGACCAUCAUUAUGAAAGUACCAACAUCAGCAGUGUCAUCAUCAUACAAUGUUAUUGAUUGCUAUUAUUAUUAUUAUUACUAUUAUUGUUAAGGAUAUUUUUCUGCUGCGUUUAACACUGUUUCCAUGCAGUUCGGCAGACACAGAGAACUACUUAUCGAUCUAUUAUGCAAAUAAGGUGUUGAAGCGUUAGCAUUGUGUUGGUAAUGUGUCGACGGGAUGGAGUGCAUCCCUUAGACACAUGCGCUGAUGAGAAACCUGACCAAUCCACUUCCAGGCGUCUCUCUGUUUGUGCCACACUAGACCGGGUUAGAAGUUCUGUCACCGUUUUGCACACUACUUCAGACGAUAUGAAUUUCUCUUUCCAUGUAUGAAUAGAUAAUUGACUAUUUUUGUCUAGCUGACUCUUCACUUUCUAUAGAGCGUCCUGGCAUUUGGUUCCAGGCCUUGAACAUCGCAUUCGAUCUCAGUCUCCAGUCCUGUGUCAUUUUUUUUUUUUUUUUUUGAUUGAUUGAUUGAGUUCCUGAAUGUUUACAGGAGGUCUCUGCUCUGAGGACGAUGCAAAGCUUGUGAAAAAAACGUGACAAAUGUAGCGAGAACCCACCUGCUCUGUUCCAAAGCCGCCACCACACCCUCAUAUCUCCUACACACACGUGCCAUAUGUCAUUGUGAGGCUGCCCCAGGCAUAUUUCGAGGCCUUGGUUGUGUACGUGUGCGAGUUUCUCCGUGUUUAGCAUAUGCAGAGUGCGAGCGCGUUUGUGUGGUGUUUGUGUUAGCAUAUGCAGGAUGAGUGCGUGAGUGCAUGCGUAUGUGCUUGCAUACCACAAGAUAUGCAAAAACAAUGCAAUAACUUUGACUGUACAACAGUUUCCUUCAGAACUACAGCUGUACAAAAAUCUAAUAUACAGAGAGAAAUAUAUUCACUGUUGUGUAUUAAGUUACAGAACUUUAAAUUGAAGAAACCUGUCAUACUUGAAAUCGGGUGCAUUUGAGUAUUGAGUAUUUUGAAAUAAUCUUGUGCGGGUCAGUUUGGUUCGAUGUUUUUCUUCUGUUGGUUUCAAUUAUCUCUGCAUGAGGAUUCUUUUGGUGUGCCAAGCGUUUUGAGUAACUAUUUUUGGUUGUUUUCAUUUUUAAACAUUGAGGAAACACUGAUGACGAGAAGCGAAGGUGUAAAUACAGACGGAGGAGAGAAGCGUCUCGUUGGUGUGAAAAUGAUUUUGCAUAUCUUGUGCUCAGCUGAAAGGUGCAUGAUACGCAAGAGCAGCUCUCUCUCUUUCACUCUCGCUUUUUCCCCCUUUAUCUUUUCAUUCGCUCACCCUCCUUGUCCUUUCUUCAGCAGACAUCACAGUGAAGGCAUUUUAUUACGGUACCAGUGAACGGGCUCACUUUAAAUAGUUGGUCAUGCACAUUAAUUCUCGCUAUUAUUUGAGGCUGCAAGCGGAAACAUUAGAAAUCCCCUUUCAUUUCUCAAGUCUCAUGGACAAUCUGCGUUCGGCGAGGAGAUUUAGGUUGGAUGCUAAGCUUAAGUUUUUUUGUUCUUUCUUUCAUGGAGUCUAAAGAGUCCUCCUCUCCCUUCAUUAGCCAAUGAUUGUAUAUUUUUAUAGACUUACAGAAAAGAAUUAACACAUAAAAAGAGACAAUAUAAACUCAUCUACAUCUGCUGAAUUUCAGGGUUAAAAUGGCCACACACAACCGUGUUUGAGAAUGUAUGUAGUGACUACGUAUAGAUAGAAAUGAAAUGAUAGAGAAAUAUAGAGUAAAUCAUUCGUAUUCACCGCAGUAGCUCCUUUUGAAACUCCACUCGUACGGCCUGUUUUUAAGCAGGAUGGUUGGGUGUUUUUGCUGAGGGAGGAGUGCAAUGAGAUUAAUCAUGUGGUUUUGAAUCCGAGGGCUUUAUUACAGCUGCUUUAUUCAGAUCAACACAUCACGUUCCCCUCUGAGCACCUGCACACGAUAGAACAGUGUGGAAAAGCCACCAGCUUUCAUGAGACAAAAGCAGCGCCUGUGUUCGAAUGAAUACGCUAAUGAAUGAACACAGAGAGCUGUCUGCUCAGGCCUUGGGGAAAUGUACCAAAUAUUUGACUGAAUAUUUUAUUAGUUGCUCAGUGAGGUUUUUGCCCAAAUGGUUGUAAUGUAGCUUUUCUUCUCUCAGAGAGUCAGAAGUUAUUUUCUAUAUUUUAAUAUGAGAACUAUUUAUCAGAUGGAAGUUUGGAUGAUAUUUCGGAGUUAUUGGAGGGAAUGUCGGUGACGACAUUUCAGAAGGGCAAGUGUAGGUUGCUCUCCUGAUAGACUUUGAUUGAUUGUGGCUUGUAUUUUGGUUUGCCAUCUGUAGCAGUAGCGUGCAUAAGUUUCCCCAAUAAAAGAAUGGUUUAAUGCAUUUAAAUGCAUUUAAUGCUGAAUAUUUUUGGAAAUUUAAACCCCUUGUAAAAGAGUAAACUAUUCAAAGCAAAUGAGCAGCAUUGUUACACCCAUUCAAGUUCAUAAUACAUUAAACCGCAGGGUUUUUUUUAUCUUUAGUGUUUGUUUUAUUUGGAUAAACCCAGUAAAUCAUGAACACAAAACAUUAGUGGAUUUAUUAAUGACGUCUGUAGUUUAAGCAUCAGCAUUCGGGCCGUCCGGUGUUUCUGGGUUCAUGUGUAUUCGUAUGCCAAUUCUGCAAGUGUCAGACUGAAGGAACGUGCCGUGGGGUUGACCUUUGACCCAGAGAAAUCCAGGACAGGUGCAAUGUCUGCCCUCUGGUUUAACCUUUGUGUAGCACGUAUCUCUAAUGUCCUCCUUUAUAUGACUGUUAAUUUGAUAUUAUAAGUUAAUGUAGUGCGUUAAUGAGUUUUAAUGGUAAACUAAAAGCUAAGGUGGUGAUGCAAUAAUCACAAUUUGCACAUUUAAACCACGUUUAGUUUGACACGUCGUACACAUAAUCCAAGUAAAGGAUGAAUUUAUGCAUAGAUUUUAGCUGUCGUGUAAAUAUUAAUUUCGCCCUAAGCUCAAAACGUCAAUCUUGCCAUAGUUUCAUUUCCACGGGUGGGACGAUAAUUAAUGCAGAUUUGUUCAGGCCGUCUCCUGCAGUAGGUGAGACAGCUCUUCAGUGUUUUUAGUGCACUGAUAGCAUUCAAAACUCCAACUGUGGGGAAGGGAAAUGCAAAACCAUUUAUAUGAACCAAGUUGAGGUUUUCGAGUGGCAUUUCCCCGCCUCUAGUUCCACCCAGCGAAUGUAGCACUAGAGACAGAAGAUGAUGGGCGGAACGGUAAUGAUUAUGAUGAGGAGCUCAAAGAGUUACUAUAUUGCACAAAUCUCCAAGUAUGAGUGAACAUUUUAACAACUUAUUCUUUAUCACAUCCUGCUUUCUUUCUUUGAUGGCAUUGAGCUCUGGGCUUGAUUUGUUGGGUCUCUUUUUCUCUUAAUGGGUGGCAGGACGCUCACUCGUCUACAAAUGCAGUCCGCAAUUCUUUGUUAUAGAGGCUGUAACCCGAAUCUGCAUUACACUAUUUUCCUGCACUCGGAGGCGAUUCGGUUUACGUUUAACCACUUAAGACUCACGAAGGGAGGAAUCAUUGAGCGGAUCGUCUCAAUUGCUUUAUUUUCGGUGACCACACGAGCAGCUUCUAUAGUUUUGAGUGACGGUGCGGACAGGAAGUGUAGUCUCGAGGUCCUGAGCUGUUUGUUAGAUUGACGAGCUGAAUUAAAAUUAGAUGCGUGUCGUGCUUUUGGUAGAAUUCGAAGGCAUCAGUGCUGACCAUUCAGGUCUCUCACGAAACACCGUCAGAGGUCAUUCACAUUUUGGACUAUUUAAUGGAGUUUAGACCCCAGGUGUUAUUGAAAACUCUGUGAGACGUCUGCAUGGUCUGUCAUUCCCUCCUCUACUUUUGCUGAGACUCUUGUUUCGUUUCAUCAUUCUUUCAUUUGUUCAUUUAGAUUUUAAAAAGAAUACGCUACAUAAAAUUGAAGAUUCAAUCACUUUUUCUACUCCUAUUUUCAAAAAAAAAGUGAAAUGAAAAAACCAACAAAAAAUUGGAUUUGUAAAUAAGUGAUUGUACAGUUUGUAUCUGUAUCUGUCAGUCUGUCUUUGGUGACAGAGUGUGUCUUGCUUAUAACGCACGCUACCAGUAAAUAAAAACUAAAAAAUAUCUUUAGAUUGUAUGGUUCUUGACAGGAAGUUUUAAAUUAAUCUCUGCUGUAUAUUCCUGUAAUAUUGCAUUUUUAUCUGAGGAAUGAUGUUAUUAAACAAUUGCAAAUAAAGUGAAUUUCCUAAGG
This is a messenger RNA of Cyprinus carpio (common carp), 12328 nucleotides long. Its product is annotated as voltage-dependent L-type calcium channel subunit alpha-1C-like. Gene Ontology annotation, cellular component: voltage-gated calcium channel complex; membrane. The transcript is spliced from 48 exons. NCBI's taxonomy places the organism in Eukaryota, Metazoa, Chordata, Actinopteri, Cypriniformes, Cyprinidae. The record is from RefSeq and is a predicted model, not a curated record. Gene Ontology annotation, molecular function: high voltage-gated calcium channel activity. Gene Ontology annotation, biological process: calcium ion import across plasma membrane.